AUGACUGGCCAUGAUUUAACACUCUCACAUCAACUUGGCUCUGGAGGUUCCUCCAAAAGUACUCAGCUCCGUCCUCUGAAGGAAAGACACCGUCUAGAUACGCUCAAAUCACACGAAGCGAGCUCCGAUCCCCCAUUAGAAGCUUCUAACCAUGACUUUGUCGAAGAAAAGUAUCACCCGGACACUCACAAUGCAGCCGACCUUGAGAACCUUGGUCUGGAGGAAGCUAUCCGACUUGCUACCAACAGGACUGAAAGAUCGUCUCAAAUCUUGAAUCCAAGCGUUUUAGGCCCGCCAAAGGAUAAAGGCUACGCAUGGGUGGUCUGCGCUACCACUUUGCUGCUUUUUAUGGCCACUUGGGGUGCUAACAGCUGCUACGGAGUGUUUUUGGAUUACUGGCUACAGAACGGGACGUAUCCCGGCGCCAGUUCCACCGAUUACGCUUUAGUCGGCAGCAUUGCUCUUGGCCUGGCCAUGAUGCUUGCGCCACUAGCUCAGAUGACGGCUGCAGUCAUUGGAAUGCGACCAACUUUAGUUCUUGGUCUUGGUUUCCAAACAUCAGGCUACAUAUUGGCGUCGUUCUCCACCCAGUUGUGGCAGCUGUACCUCACUCAGGGCGUCAUGGUUGGGUUUGGGUUUGCGUUCAUUUUCAACCCUUCAAUAGUCAUUCUUCCAGACUGGUUCGACAAAAAGAGGGCAAUUUCAUUUGGUAUCAUUGCGUCCUCCAGCGGUAUCGGUGGUGUCAUAUUCUCACUCAUGACGCAAAAGAUUAUAAGCAGAACAGGCGGCGCUCCCUGGGCGCUGCGCACGAUUGGAAUAGUUACGACAUUCAUGAACGUUGUUGGAAUUGCGCUUAUUAAAGAGAGAGUUCCAACAAAAAGACUGAAGACCACACGCGAGAUAAAGGUGAGACUCAAUAUUCUAUUCAAUAGAGAGGUGCUGAAAAUUCCACAACUAUACAUUAUAUCCAUCUCUUUCAGCUUGGUUGUCUCGUGCUACAUUAUCGCCAUGUUCUCGUUGUCCUCAUACGCCACAACCAUGGGGAUGUCUGCUGCUCAGGGCAGUCAGGUGACCGCAGCAUACAACGGGUGCCAGACAAUCGGAAGAGUUCUAUUUGGGUACGCAGGUGACAGAGCUGGCCGCGUGAAUUUGUCUGUGUUUCUUGCUUUUAUCAUGCUGGUUUUGGUUCUAGCAAUGUGGAUCAAUUCCACAACCGCAGCAUCUAUUUUUGCCUAUGCAGUGCUUUCUGGCUUAACUUUCGGCUCCUCAGAAUCUCUGAACCAGCCAAUUUUGGCCGACAGCAUCCCUACGGACCUCUUCCCCGCGGGAUGGAGUUUCCAGAGCGUCAUACAGGGCUGCUUUGCUCUUUUCUGCGAGGUAGCUGCUCUGAAGCUGAGAGACGUCAACAUCUCUAAGCCGUUCAUCAAGGCACAAGUUUUUAGUGGGUGUUUUGCUGCUGGCGGCCUGUUACUGAUCAUGCUGUUCCGCGAGUGGAGAAUUCGACGCGAGUUAGCUAGAAAAUUGGAGGAAACUCAAAAGGAAAUGGUGGCAAGAGGCCACACAGGUCAGGCCGCAGACCUGGAGCAAGAAUACCAGACACUGCUUGGACAAUCACCAAAAUUCUACAUUCUGAGAAUGUUGUAUCCUAUGAAGGUGUGA
Ogataea parapolymorpha DL-1 is the source of this 1659-nucleotide messenger RNA. RefSeq names its product putative transporter ESBP6. Gene Ontology annotation, molecular function: transmembrane transporter activity. The transcript has a single exon. The coding region runs from base 1 to 1659 and encodes 552 amino acids. The record is from RefSeq and is a predicted model, not a curated record. Lineage: Eukaryota; Fungi; Ascomycota; Pichiomycetes; Pichiales; Pichiaceae. Gene Ontology annotation, biological process: transmembrane transport.